AUGGAGGUACGGGACUUGCCCAGAUCCCAGGCAGGAAAGAGAGCGCCAGUGGUGGGAAGAGUUCAAACUGUGGCAACGUGGGAUUGUCUGAAGGGUUUCACUACAUCUCAGAUUAAGCAAGAACCAGAAGAGGGGCUGGACCAGUUGUGUGAGAUCCAGAAAAGAGAAGCUCUGAGGGCUCCAUAUUUGGAUGGAAGAAACUCUCCAUCUUCUCAGUCCUCAGCAGAGAAUAACACUAGGCCGCCUUUUAGCAGAAAGGCCGAUCUCCAUCAACAGUCCUUCAGAGGAAAAGCUGCACCCGAAACCUUGGUAGGCCCAGGUUGUGUGGAAGAUCCCGGAUUUUAUAAAGGCCUGGAUUUCCCAAUGGAAGAGAAGGAAGAGUUGGUGAAGGAUGUCAGUGUGGCGCUACGAUGCCAGCGCUUCCGGCAGUUUCGCUUUGAGGAAGCUGAAGGGCCUCAGAAAGUGUUUGGUCAACUCUGGGACCUCUGCUGCCAGUGGCUGAAGCCAGAGCGUCACUCUAAGGAGCAAAUCCUGGAGCUGGUGAUCUUGGAGCAGUUCCUGAUGAUCCUGCCGCUAGAAAUGCAGAAGUGGGUUCGGGAACAGUGUCCAGAGACGGGGAACAAGGCAGUGGCUUUGGCUGAGGAUUUCUUUCGGAGGCUGCCACAAGAUGAGCAGAGGGAAGAUCUGGAGGACUUUCCUGAUAAACCUUCCAAUUCCGAACUGGAUCCGUUGGAUAUUGUGAAAGUUGAGGUCCCCAUGGAUGGAGACAGAAGCUCCGACCAUCCACAGUACUUCCUUGGAGAAGGGACAGACUUGCCCAAGGGGAUGGAGAGCAGCAGGAGGAUGAAGGCCACUUUUGACUCUCCUCCAAGGAGCCAGAAAGUCCCACUGAAGGAAAAACUGCACAAAUGCCAAUACUGUGGGAAGCUCUCUGACUGCCGCGCCCACCUGAUUAUUCACGAGCAAACCCACACAGGGGAGAAACCCCACAAAUGCUCAACCUGUGGGAAAAGCUUCACCCGGAAGGAAUCUCUGAUUAUCCACAAGAGGUUCCAUACAGGGGAGAAGCCCUACAAAUGCUCGUUGUGUGGCAAAACCUUCCGUGAUAAAAUCGGCUGCCUCAUCCAUGAGAGAACUCACACUGGGGAGAAGCCAUACAAAUGCUCCGAGUGCGGGAAGAGCUUUGGCACUCGUUGUAAUCUCCUGAGGCACCGGAGAGUUCACACAGGCGAGAAACCUUACCGUUGCUCUGAUUGCGGUCAGAGUUUCCGGUACAGACCACAGUUAGUGAUCCACGAAGGAACCCACAAGGAGGAGAAGCCUUAUAAAUGUGCAGACUGUGGAGAAACCUUCAGUCAGACGCGGCAUCUGGUGAUCCAUAAGUGGACUCAUACGGGAGAGAGGCCUCACCAAUGCGCUGUCUGCAGUAAAAGUUUCAAUCAAAAGUCGGACCUUAUUACACACACCAGGACCCACACUGGGGAGAAGCCCUAUGUCUGCUCUGAUUGUGGGAAAAGUUUCAUUUCAAGUUGCCAGCUGAGGAAGCACGAGAGAAUUCACACCGGGGAGAAACCGUACCAGUGCGCAGAGUGCGGGAAACGCUUCACUUACAGUUCUCACCUCACCACGCACAAGCGGACGCACACGGGCGAGAAACCUUACCAGUGCCUGGAUUGUGGGAAAUGUUUCAUUUCUAGUUCUCACUUCACCGCCCAUAAAAGGACGCAUACUGGCGAGAAGCCGUACCAGUGUACCUACUGCGGGAAUAGUUUCAUUCAGCGAUCUCAGCUUGCCAAACAUGAGAGGUCGCACACGGGAGAGAAGCCCUAUAUGUGUUCUGAAUGUGGGCAGAGCUUCCGGUGGAGCCAAGGGCUGAAAAAGCACAUGCGGACUCACACUGGCGAGAAGCCGUAUGGGUGCUCCGCGUGUGAGAAAACAUUCUCCAGCUCCUUUAAUCUGUCCAGGCAUCAGAAAAUCCAUGUGAGGGGGAAGCUAUAAUGUGGCACUUUUACACAAAAGAUGGUAGGGCGAUCAGAAUAGCUUGAUACAGGUAGUCCUUU
Pseudonaja textilis is the source of this 2060-nucleotide messenger RNA. NCBI's taxonomy places the organism in Eukaryota, Metazoa, Chordata, Lepidosauria, Squamata, Elapidae. The record is from RefSeq and is a predicted model, not a curated record.